UGACAAUAUUGACAGCAUUAACAGGUAUCUGUCAAGUAAGACACGACGAAGUGAAAAUAUUUAUAUUUAUGCAUUUUACAUUUUACUAGUCGAAGAGGAGCAGUCAACGGUAGAAGUUAACGUUUAGUGAGAAUAGUGCAGUGCUAAAAUUACGAUGGCAUCGUCUCGAAGAAAGCAGGACGAAAAAAAUCUAAAAACUUUACGUGAAUUAGGUGCCUUACCAUUGAAUAAAUACUGUUUUGAUUGUAAUCAACGUGGGCCUACAUAUGUGAAUGUUACCAUAGGAUCUUUUGUGUGUACGAAAUGUUCAGGAAUGCUACGAGGCAUCACCCCACCACACCGCGUAAAAUCCAUUUCCAUGGCCACCUUUACUAAUGAAGAAAUAGAUAUAUUGAAAAGCCGAGGAAACGAUUACUGUCGACAAGUGUGGCUCGGGUUGUACGAGGGUACGCCGCCUUCGACCAAUGGAGACGAAACGUCAAUUAGAGAUUUUAUGAUAGAAAAAUAUGAAAAGCGUAGGUAUUAUCUCGACCCCGUAAAUGUGAAACCAGUCGAAGAAUGCAAGGCGCCGAAAAUCAACGGUAUUCAAGUCCUGCCGACACAGAGGCCGAGGCCCGAAGUGAACAGAAACAAUAACGCGACUAGGAACAGCCUUAAUAAUUUAAACAUAAAUAAUAUAAACAAUACGACGAUAACGAAUAAUAUGCAAACGAAUGGUUUCGUAGCGGAUUUCGAUAGGGCCGAUAUUUUUACUGGAGCCGGUACGACAAUAACGAAUGGUAUUACAAUAAAGGGACAACAACAGCAUCAUCAUCAAAACGAUUUCGCUAAUUUCGAUAAUAAUGCAGUGUUUAAUAGUUCGAGUAUAGGCAGUAAUGCGACGCCAGGUCUACCGAUCCCAGCAACAUUCAACAACAACGGUUGGAACAAAUCGAACACCUCCGCUAACCUAAACGGUUCCUUAAACAGUACAAACGGCACGCCCACUUUAAACGGCACCGCAGCGCCCGUCGAAGAUAGGUACGCAGCUUUAAAAGAUCUGGAUAACGAGUUCAAAACACAAAAAAACGGCAGUGUCGAUUGGACGUCUUCGGCGAACAGCAGUAGUUCAAAUGGAUCGUUAUAUAGUUCGCCGACGCCUACCGGAUCCGUGUACAGUUCACCCUCGUCGCAUAGUUCCAUUUUUGGGUCUCCUAGUCAAGGUCAGUUCAUGACCGCAUUCCCUUCAAAUCAAGACCCCAACAUUCCCGAAGCAGUAUCAAAUCCUUUCAACAUGAACGGGGGUGCUGUUAAUUGGUCCAACGUCGCUGCUACUAACGGUAUGCAAUCCGUACAACAACAGCAGCAGCAACCGUUCGCCAAUCCGUUUAGAGAUACCGUCAAAUCAAACGGUUACACGAACAACUUCCAGCCAAUAGCAUUUCCCACGAACGGCAUACCGUUGGCUGUCAACGGCACAAACGGAUGGACACCUAAUCCGUUUAAGGUGGGCGGACCGACUGCAAUGAACUCGAAUAAUCCAUUCUUAUGAGACUUUUGCGUCCGUCGAAGACUCUAAACAGACCUCUAAUUGCCAGUGUGCCCCCUAAGAAUUACCCCCCAAGUCUUAGCUCAUUUAAUCUAGUAGAUGCAUAAUAUAAUAAAUCAUAUUCUAUCUCUCUAUUCACCUCUCUAAUAAUAAUAAUAAUGUAGACAGACAGACGCAGCAAAAGAACAAAAAAAAACAUAACGACACAUCUUAUGGAUUUUAUUAUUUUUUUUUUUAGCUUUAUUUCUACGUAAUUUAUUAUUUUUUGUUAUGGUAUAUUUAUUUAUGGAUCGGAUGGAGUGUCCGUCAAAGUUAUGCCAAAAAAUGCUUUCGUCUAUUAUAAUUAUGAUGAUAUAUAUAUAGAGAACGGAUUCGUAUCAACAAUUAUUCGUGAUUGCCUUUUUAAAUCGUAAAUGACUGGAUUAUAAAUGGACAUCGUUAUUCUAAAAGGAAUCGAAUGUUUAGGAUAAAUAAAUGAAAAAAAUAUUACGUACAACUUGGAUGUAUUAUCGAAUAGUAGGCGGUGGGAAUAAAAAUGCUAUUUUGCGCCAGCGGUACAAAAAUAAUUAUUUUUAUUCCAGCAUUUCGUUCUUUAUUUUAAAAUGGCUGAUUAGCUUUCUGUUCCUUUUAGAAUAAACAUUAGUUAUAUACGAAAGUAGGGAGAAUAACUGCUGUACGAACCCCUUCAUAUAUUUUUUUUUAGUGUAGAUUAUUCAUUAAGAAAGAUUAAUUAUUUAAAGUACGCUUAAAAAAUGGGCGAGAACGAUUUCUUUUUUCGUGUGGCAGAAAGUUAAAUAGUGUUAUAUAAUUUAUGUAGAAGAAAAGAAACCAGUUUUAAGUUUAAAUUCAAAUGAUUUAAAAUAUUGGUCGUUGCGCGAUUCUGGCAAAUGUCAAAUGACAGUAACCCAUAAAUAAGUUGACAGCUCGAAUGAAACAAGUCGCUCGUAUUAAUAUUUAGUUUUUGAUCAAACCAUUUCUAUUAAAUGUGUUGUUAAGAUUAUUUUAUGAUACAUUUAGACUCUAAAACGAAAUAUAUUGUAUAAGAAAUUAUUAGGUGCAUUCGAAUAUAGUUCGAUAGACUGUUUUGACUCUCCGUCUAUCCACAGCGAAAAGAGUUUGAACUAUCCGACCUUUCCUUUAGAUUAAGCAAAGAGAAUACUUAUAUACAAGGACAAAGCAAUGUCAAAAUAUAGCGGUAGCAUUGCGUUUUAUAUGAAUUUUAUUUGUCGGUAUUUUUGUUCCACUAAACAUUCAAUUUGUUUCUAUUUGUGUCAUUACAAAAUGCUGCUGCUACAAGUAUAAGUUCCUACCAUACGAUACUAGUUACAUUGCCCCCUUCUAUGGUUAUGCCCAUGUUCUGCUCAUCAACAUUAUUGACAGCUGAUAUUUAUAAUUUUUUCAAUCUUUGAAUUUAAAAUAAUCUUGUUUAACGAGCUAGGAAUGGUAUUAAUUUCCUACGAAUAUGAAAUGAGCACCCCUUGCAAGUUGAAUACCAUACUUUCUGUAAGUAGUUUUUAUAAACUAUUUUAAUAAUAAUUAUUUAAUGCUUGGCAUUUCAUGGCACACAUGAUUUUAUUAAAAUAGAUAAUUACUACUACGAAAUGAUUACUUUGUGUUAUCUGAACUACACUACGAGUGUAUUUUUGUAAUAUAGCCAUGCAAAAAGUGUUAUUUACAUUACGGGAACAACAUGGUGUGUAAAAUGCAUAAGAAAUAAUAGCCCUAUCACCUAGUGCUCUUUGUGACACGAUUUAUUAUGUCAUUAGUGUCGAUUUUCUCACCUCUAAGUUAAAUGGCAUCACCAAUCAUCUGUAAGUCGCCCUGGAGCGCCACGGCAAAUAACCACUUCCCCUCACAAGCUCAGUCGGUUUAUGGGGUUAAAAUUCACUAAAGGGGGUGAAUUAGGUUAGCUGCAUUGUCCUUGUAUAGAAGUUAUCUAUUUGCAACGUCAGAAAGUGCAGUUUGACAGGUAUUUAAUGUCGUCAUUGCAGAUAAAAUACUGUGAAAACGCAAUUUGUUGUUAAGCAAUUUCAAUUUUAUUAAAAAAAAAACUUUAUUUCGCCGAUUUUCUGCCACUUGAAUGUAAAUAUUAUUACUAUUAUUUUUUGUUUUAAAAGUGGCCUUCCAAUUUGUUAAGUGUUCGUUUUUUGAAUGGAAUGGUUUUUAUUUAUGAGAAGAAUCUUUUUAAUUGAUUACACAUUUCUGUGAUAAAAAGAAGCGAAAGUUGCCUAAUAAUAAUGAAUUCAAAAAUAGGUCAAAAUAACGGAUAAUGCAUUUUAUUUUGGUCUAAAUAUUUAUGAAGUGUAAAGUUAUGCAGUUCAGGGUUACCUUUUGAUAUGUUCUUUUUGCAUUAUAAUGCUAUACAAAAACGUAUUUUUGUCCUGUGUCAUAAACUAUUUAAACAGGAAAUCUCAAAAAUGUUGCCUUAUGUAACAUUACCAGACAAAUAAAUCGAAGAUGAAUUUGUAUAAAUUUAUAAGCAAAAGAAAAAUUUCAGUUGUAUAUGUGAUGUAUAAUCAAAAAAAAUUGCUGUAUAAAGUAUUUUUUUUAGAGAUAUUUGCCGCAAAAACUGUGAGACCAGCAUAAAUGUUCCGUCCUGGAUAGUUACUGUAUACAUUUAUAUAUUCUUUAUUGCAAGCACAAUAUUCUGUAUAUUCUUGUCUAAAAGGUUGUGUGAAUAAAUUUUAUAACACCA
Molecule: messenger RNA, 4223 nt
Organism: Psylliodes chrysocephalus
Lineage: Eukaryota; Metazoa; Arthropoda; Insecta; Coleoptera; Chrysomelidae
Source: the annotation of a GenBank genome assembly